GAGUGAAAGAGGCGCAGAAGUGAAAGAAAGAAAAUGAAGGCGUUGGGAUGGUGGCUGAUAGCGGUGGGCACGCUUCGAUUGGCCUCCGUCUGGUUCGGUUUCUUCGACAUUUGGGCCCUUCGACUCGCCGUCUUCUCCAACACUACCAUGACUGAAGUUCAUGGGCGUACAUUUGGAACUUGGACCCUGUUGACCUGCACCCUUUGCUAUAUCUGCGCAUUCAACCUUAACAAUAGGCCUCUCUACCUGGCUACUUUCUUGUCAUUCAUCUAUGCUUUUGGUCAUUUCUUGACUGAAUACCUAAUUUAUCGUACGAUGUUGAUUUCGAACCUGACCACUGUUGGCAUAUUUGCAGGAACAUCGAUUGUAUGGAUGCUAUUACAAUGGAAUGCGCACUCGAAAGUCCACUUGAAACACUCUUAGAGAAAUGAUUAGCAAACAAAAAUAGAUGGGACAAAAGGGUGAUAAAGUGACUGAUGGCAUUGGACCGUGUUGGAAACAGGAGACGCAGCUCUAAAUAUCCCAUUCUUCUAGUUGAUUUUAUUUAGAGUCAUUUCACGUUGAUACGAUUAAGUUCUGCAACCCUUUGCGGUUUAGAAAAUUGAUGGCACUGUUGAAUUUGUGUCGCCUCAUUGAUGAGGUGCUUUGCCUCGUUCCUGUGGUUGAAAAUACAAGUCUUUAUUGGCUUUGUAUCGAAACGGAGAGGGUGGCACUAACAGAUUUUGAAGAAAUGAAAUCCUCGGUGUUUAGGAUGAUUUCUAGUGUAUACUUUAUUAUCUCUGUUUAAUGAGCUUCUAAUGUUGCAGAAUGGAUUGGAUUUGGUAAUUAAGAGCAUGCGGUGAUUUGCGAACAAAACUAACUUUACUGUCCUAAGCUCAAACGAUAAGAAUCUGAUAUCAAAUUUUUUAAAUUACUAUUUCCUCAAUUUUUGUAUCUGAAAUUAUUUAUCAAAUUGAUCAAGGGAGUUUAUUU
Messenger RNA from Abrus precatorius (Indian licorice), 972 nucleotides. RefSeq names its product ergosterol biosynthetic protein 28. Lineage: Eukaryota; Viridiplantae; Streptophyta; Magnoliopsida; Fabales; Fabaceae. Bases 34 to 423 code for a protein of 129 amino acids. The record is from RefSeq and is a predicted model, not a curated record. Gene Ontology annotation, molecular function: protein-macromolecule adaptor activity. Gene Ontology annotation, cellular component: endoplasmic reticulum; membrane. The transcript has 3 exons.